AUGGAGAGCCACCCUACAACCUCCAAGAGCCACGGCGGCAUUGACCAGUCAGUGGCGAUCGAAGACGGCAAGAUAUACCAUAGGGAGAGCAGCCGAAACCCAAAGUGGUAUCAACGCCUACUUGAUGCCGGCGUCGAGGAGAAUGGGGUCCUCCCAGUGCCUCUCGAGAAGCGGACCAACACCAACUACAGCAACCUCUUCACCGUUUUCUUCACCAGCCUGCUUUGCCUGCUGCCGAUCCCAACGGGCGCGCUAGCCACUGCACAAUUUGGGUUGAGUUUGAGGGAUGCUUCGUUGGUGAUACUCUUCUUUUCGAUGCUGACAACCGUGGCUCCUGCAUUCAUGGGCAUUGCCGGCUCUUAUACCGGACUGAGGCAGCUCGUUCAGGCCAGAUAUUCCUUUGGAUAUUACCUCGUUUCCAUCCCUCUCCUCCUCAACGCCGCUACCGUAACCGGUUUCGCCCUGUCCUCCUCGAUUGUCGGGGGCCAGACCCUCGCAGCCGUCAACCCCGGCCAUAUCGACGUGAAAGUCGGCAUCGUGAUUACGUGCCUCGUCAGUUUUGCUGCUUCUUUCGUCGGAUACCGCGCGCUUCACAUGUGGGAGCGGUGGCAAUGGCUCCCCAAUCUUGUCGCAAUGGUGAUCGCGGUAGGCUGCAGUGGGCGGCACUUGUGGGAACAGGCCGAGGCGCCCCCUCCGACAGCAGCUCAGAUACUCAACUACGGGAGCAUCAUGGCAGGGUACUUCAUUACUUUUGGCGGAACAGUAUCGGAUUUCACCGUGUACCACGACCCCAAUAAUACCACCAAGCUGAAGAUGUCUUCGUACAUCUACCUCGGCAUCUUGACCCCGUCUAUCCCACUUCUCGUUCUGGGCGCAGCAAUUGGGGGCGCACUCAACAACGUCCCCGAGUGGAAGUCGGGAUGGGAUACAUAUGGCAUUGGGGGCGUCAUGGCCGCCAUGUUGGUCCCUGCCGGUGUCUUCGGCAAGGUUGUACUCGUGGUCCUCGCGUUGAGUGUAAUCGGCAACGUUGCAACCUCCAUGUACUCCGUCGCCCUUUGCAUGCAGCUGAUGCUUCCGGUAUUUACCAAGGUUCCCCGUAUUGCUUUUGUCGUCAUCGCCCUGGGCAUCAUGAUCCCGAUGGCUAUCCGUGCAGCGGAGGAAUGGGCCACCUCGCUUCAGAACUUUUUGGGCUUGAUCGGGUAUUGGGCCGGUUUUUUUGAUGCGGUCAUCAUCGAAGAGUUGGUUCUCUUCCGCCGGAUGGAUUAUGAUUCAUACGACCAUGCCGCCUGGAAUGCCGCCUCCGUGUUGCCUUCUGGCCUCGCCGCCAUCGGAGCAAGUGUUUUGAGUUUCGGGCUCACCAUACCAGGGAUGGACCAGGUGUGGUUCACAGGGCCUGUUGCCAGGACGACGGGGGAUAUUGGCUUCGAAUCGGCGUUCGUGCUGACAGCGAUUUUCUAUGCUCCGCUCAGGUGGUUAGAGAUCAGGAAGCGGGGGCACGUCUGA
Molecule: messenger RNA, 1503 nt
Organism: Colletotrichum graminicola M1.001
Lineage: Eukaryota; Fungi; Ascomycota; Sordariomycetes; Glomerellales; Glomerellaceae
Product: NCS1 nucleoside transporter
Exons: 4
Coding region: 1-1503 (500 amino acids)
Biological process (GO): transmembrane transport
Cellular component (GO): plasma membrane
Molecular function (GO): transmembrane transporter activity
Source: RefSeq, a predicted model, not a curated record